This is a messenger RNA of Cololabis saira (Pacific saury), 1332 nucleotides long. Its product is annotated as C-type lectin domain family 4 member G-like. The coding region runs from base 1 to 423 and encodes 140 amino acids. The record is from RefSeq and is a predicted model, not a curated record. The transcript has 3 exons. NCBI's taxonomy places the organism in Eukaryota, Metazoa, Chordata, Actinopteri, Beloniformes, Belonidae.
AUGAAUACAGAGUGUCAGCCGUGUGUGAGAGGCUGGACCUUGUACCAGAACAAGUGCUACCUGUUUGUCAGGUGGAGGAUGAAGACAUGGUACGAAAGCCGAGAGUUUUGCAAAAACAGAGCUGCAGAUCUGGUUGUUAUCGAUGAUCUGCAAGAACAGGAGUUUAUCAGCAGACACAUCGAGUUUUACCACAGCGAAUAUCACGGAUACUGGCUGGGGUUACGUAGAAAAGACGACAACUGGACCUGGAUUGAUGGACGCAAAGAUACUCUUGGGUUCUGGAUCCAAGGCACCUUUCCUGAUUCAAAUUCAUAUGCAUUGAUGAUCUUUGGGAAGAACGUCACAGAAAACUGGAGCAAAAACGAGCCUGGCUUUAAGAACAGAUUCAUCUGUGAACGUGAAGCUCUGAUCAGGUCCGACUAGUCAACGCAAUUAUCUUGCACACUUCCUCUUCAUGUUGCAUAAAUAACUUAUGUACGUUUAACUGGGGAUUCACACCGAAAAGGUCAAAAUCGCCUGUGGUUGCUCAGGAUGCUUGCAUCGCGCCGCUGUUAAUAAUCACUGUUUUAAUUAUUUUGCGUUGGAUCGGUGUAGCAAAAUUAAAUAGUUCAGACCAUACAGCUCCUCAACGAUCAGUUAGGUGUUUCCCAUGAGCAGAGCUCUGGUAAAAACAUUUAGUUGAGGUAAAAACAGCUGUCAAAUCAGCAAAUAUAUUAAUUCCUAAUAAAAUAAGUUUGUUAGUGAACAGCUAUGUUCAUGCAUGAAUGUGAAUGAGUGUACGUUUGUGUGUACAUGAAAGUAAAACGUGCAUUGAAGCUUCUUGCUUUGGGAAUCCCGGGCUGUGAUUGGAUGCUGCUUCGGUGUCACCGCUGCUCAUUUGCAUAAAGUUGAGAUCCUCUCGACUUCAAAUUGACGCUCUGGACGCCUCUCGCAGCCAGGCUUCAUAGACAAUGAAUGUCAGCCGGACGCCUAUGACGCCCGUGACACUUUUGGUGUGAAUGGACAGUAAGAGUUUCCAUAGCUGGAGGAGGAAAGUGCACGUGGAUCCCCCAGGGCACCAGUGAUCGGCCGUCCAGCAGCCGAACCCUCUUCAUCUUCAGCCAGCCUUUGUAAUGUGUCAAUAAUGUGGUUUUACAUUGUCUGCUUGAGAGAUGAGAGAGAGAGAACGUUAAUUUUAAUAGUAUGACGUCAAAUUUUAACGCAUUUAUUGUGUAUUAGUGAUGUGGAUAUUUUUACUCAAGUAAACACUUCAUAGAGAAGAACAGUUUCUUUUUUUUUAACAAAAUCUUUAUUGAUUUUUUAUUCACACACAGGAUAUUAUUAUAAAGGACA